Messenger RNA from Theileria equi strain WA, 1179 nucleotides. RefSeq lists its product as hypothetical. Bases 1 to 1179 code for a protein of 392 amino acids. NCBI's taxonomy places the organism in Eukaryota, Apicomplexa, Aconoidasida, Piroplasmida, Theileriidae. The transcript has a single exon. The record is from RefSeq and is a predicted model, not a curated record.
AUGAUGUUUUCAGAAAAUGUAGCUUUAGAGGAAGCGAAUUCCAUGUCAUCAGACCAAAAUCCUGUUGACUCUUGCAAACCGGAUGAGAAUGUAGAUUCAUCUGAGAGUUCUACCGAUGGACCAUCUAAUGAAGUUUCCACAGACGGAUUUAGUGAUAGAGCGAAUGAAAUGAUGAAGGAAGCUACACAAGAAAUUGCAGAUUCUACAUUAAAAACAGUAGAGGAUAAUAAUACCACAGGAGUAUCUGAUUCAGCACAAUUCACUCAGGAAGAUAAAGAGCAAAGCAAUGUCUCGGAUACCCAGUCCAAUGAAGAUCUUAAACCUGAAGAACAUGCUCAUUUAGAGACUUUACCUUCUAAUCAUACUGAGCAUGCUGAAGAGGCUCAACCUGAGGAAGAGAUGACUCCUAAAGAGAAUGAGGUAAAGGAGAAUGAACCUGAACCAACUCAUACUGAAUACUCUAAAAAGCAUCUCAAGGGCACAUCUCCAAAAGAUGUUACUGAACUGCAAGAGGCAUCAAAACAGGUGGCUUCAGUUGGUCAGCUACAAAAGCCUGUUCAACCUCCCCUGCAAGUCGCUAAACAAGGAACUCAGGCCAAAUCAGGAGAUGCUCCAUCUCCAGUACAGACAAAUGGACAGACUCCUCCUAAGUCUCCUACUCAACCACAGGUAAACGCAUCACCUUCUACUCCACCUCUCGCAAAUACUACUUCCUCUAUUACUUCCCAAGCAGGCGCUCCUAAACCUACUGUUCCAUGCGUCCUUGAUCUUGCUAACCCUGAUGAGUCCAAUGUAGAUAUUGUAAAAGGUGGUAGUAAUGGAGUAAAUUACAGGGGAUUCAUGCCAAAGAAUAGCUCUGUUACUUCUGUUGUUUAUGCUGGAGCUACUGUUUGGACUGCCACUGGAGAUGAAAAAUGUACAGGAGGGAAUAUGUAUGGAAAGGACGACUCCCUACUUCUAGACGUAACUAUUACGACUGGAGAUAAGUUCAAUGUCAAGUAUUUUGAGAAGAAUGGUACUGAAUCGUGGAAGAAUAUGGAGCAGAAUGAUUUUUUAAAGAAGCUUCAUGAAAUGAGGAAUGGUGUUACUAAUCAACCUUCUGUAGAAUCUUCUCAGGAAUCUCCUAAUCCAUCUACUUCAAACUCUAGUACCACUAAUCAACCCAGUGAAUCACACUAA